AACGAGCGCUGUGCGACGUCAUCGAGAUAUUACGGCGAAGCACAGUCGACGCUACGUCGACCUUUGGAAUUUCGUCAUCUUAACAUCUGCCUGCUUAUUGUAAAGUCUACCAAAAGUCACAAUGCCAAACUGGGGCGGAGGCAACAAGUGCACGGCGUGCCACGGCACGGUGUACCACGCUGAGGAGGUGCCAUGCGACGGCCAGAGCUUCCACAAGAGCUGCUUUUUCUGCAUGGUGUGCAGGAAAGGCUUAGACAGCACCACAGUGGCCAUCCACGACCAGGAACUCUACUGCAGCUCAUGCUACGGCAAGAAGUACGGUCCAAAAGGCUACGGCUACGGCCAGGGGGCCGGCACGCUUAAUAUGGACCGAGGGGAGCGACUGGGAAUCAAACCCGAGCAGUCGUCGUGUCACAAGCCCACCACCAGCCCCAACACGUCCAAAUUCGCCCAGAAGUUUGCCGGAUCGGAAAAAUGCGCUCGCUGUGGUGACUCGGUGUACGCCGCGGAGAAGAUUAUGGGUGCGGGUAAGACAUGGCACAAGAAUUGCUUCCGCUGUGCCAAGUGCGGCAAGAGCUUGGAGUCCACCACCCAAACGGAAAACGAAGGGGAGAUCUACUGCAAAGCUUGCUAUGCGAAGAACUUUGGCCCGAAAGGAUUCGGCUACGGCCAAGGAGCCGGCGCCCUGGUCCACGCCGAGUGACAUCGUCGCCAUUCCUCGCCGUUUUUUUUUUUUUUUUUUGCUUUGAAUCUGUCUCAAAUAAAACAAUACACCCCCCCAAACACAAAAAGUUCACAUUUGCCUGUCUUUUAUUAUUAAAGCCAUUAAAACUCAACCAUGCCCGUAUGUUUUACAUCUGAAGCGGAGUUAAAGUGAUGUGGGCCGAAAGAGAGGCACUGGAAAUGAUAUCGUCUGAUUUUUCUGCGUGUAUAUUUAUAUAUACUGUACAUCCCCAGAACACAAAUGACUUUUUUGUCGGAAGAACUCGUGAAACCGGGUUUGCUUUUUGUGUAUUGAUGGGCGAAAAAACACCAGGCCCGUCUUGCAUGAUCACAUUUCUGCUUUUAGAAAAAGAAAAAAAAAUUGUCUAUUGUCUUUGCUUUACAAUUUGUACAUCCAGUGGUAUAACAAAUGACAUUUAAAAAUAAUACCAAAAAAAAAAUGGAUGAGUACAAUCCACAAGUAUGGAAUAUAAUACACAGUGGAGGGGUUCACGAGACACUGGAUUUGAGGGCUAAUAAAACAAAUGGAACAGAAUGCACUUGCCGAUACAUAACAUCGAGUAUAUACAGUGGCUUGGGGGCGGGGCAUCAUACAUGCAAGUGUGCGACACCAGUGUUGGACAUCACUAAAAGCUACAGUCACUUCUUCAUGUCCUUGUCAUUUCGGCCCGCUCAAAUUGAAUUUUAAAAAAAACUACAGAAAGAAAAA
This is a messenger RNA of Syngnathus acus (greater pipefish), 1432 nucleotides long. It is a transcript of the gene csrp2, whose product is annotated as cysteine and glycine-rich protein 2. Gene Ontology annotation, molecular function: actinin binding; structural constituent of muscle. The transcript has 6 exons. Lineage: Eukaryota; Metazoa; Chordata; Actinopteri; Syngnathiformes; Syngnathidae. The record is from RefSeq and is a predicted model, not a curated record. Gene Ontology annotation, cellular component: nucleus; cytoplasm; Z disc. Bases 122 to 703 code for a protein of 193 amino acids. Gene Ontology annotation, biological process: sarcomere organization; muscle tissue development.